AUGUUCACCACAAAUAGAUGUCAUUUGCUAGUAGUCCUAAUCUGCUUAGGUGGAACAAAUUGCAAACCAUUCAAAGUCUACUGGAACAUUCCAACGUAUUUGUGCAAAAGCUACGGAGUGGAUUUCACCGACGUAACUUCCAAGUACGGAAUCAUCCAAAAUGAAAAGGACGCGUUUAGAGGCGAAAAGAUUGCGAUCCUGUACGAACCCGGGCACUUUCCAGCACUUGUUAAUAAAAGUGAUGGGAUGGAAGAACAUUACGGAGGUGUUCCCCAGAAAGGGGAUGUUGAGGAUCACUUGAAGGCGUUCGAGGAAGUUUUGAACAAACAGGUUUUAAAGGAUUUCGCUGGUGUUGGCGUGAUUGAUUUUGAAAUGUGGCGUCCCAUUUAUCGACAUAACUUUGGAUUGCUGAAAGUGUACAAGAAUUAUUCGGAGGAACUUGUGAAGAAAGAACAUGCAGAUUACAGUAGCAAGGUGUUGGAGGAAGAGGCUGCGAAGCAGUACGAACCUGCUGCCAGGGAGUUUAUGAGCAGGACGCUUGCGUUAGCGAAAAAACUACGACCAGGUGCGUCUUGGGGAUAUUACGCCUUUCCGUAUUGCUUCAAUAUAAAUGGAGCUAAAGAUGGGAAGGAAGAUUGUGCCAAGCAGAUCCAGGAUGAGAACGAUCAACUCCAGAGUUGGUUGUUCAAUGAAGUGAAGAUCAUAUUCCCGGCAGUGUACCUGCAAACUAAUUUGGAUCUUGAAAAUCGUACGAAACUGGUCGGUGGUCGAGUAAAGGAAGCAGUUCGGGUCGCUAAACUAACCAAGGCUGAUCCAUUACCGAAGGUUUUGACUUACAUGCGUUUUGUCUACACGGACAAUAUUUCGAAAUUAUUGGAGAAAGCAGAUUGGACCAAAAUACUGCCAGCAAUGAAGGACAACGGGUCCGACGGGAUUAUUCUGUGGGGAAGCUCUGAAGACGUCAAUACUAAGGACAACUGUGAAAAGUUUAAAAAAUAUAUUGAUGACAUAUUAGGACCGAUCCUCAAAUCUAUUCAGAAAUAA
Culex quinquefasciatus (southern house mosquito) is the source of this 1044-nucleotide messenger RNA. Its product is annotated as hyaluronidase Tab y 2.0101. The record is from RefSeq and is a predicted model, not a curated record. Gene Ontology annotation, biological process: defense response; carbohydrate metabolic process; hyaluronan catabolic process. The transcript is spliced from 2 exons. Gene Ontology annotation, molecular function: hyalurononglucosaminidase activity. Bases 1 to 1044 code for a protein of 347 amino acids. Lineage: Eukaryota; Metazoa; Arthropoda; Insecta; Diptera; Culicidae.